AUGACCCAACCGACUGCUGGCAAAGCCACCGCCGGUGUGCUUCAGAUCCCAGCAGCAGCUACGCAGAAGUCCACAGCGCCAGCAAAGAAGGCUCCCAAGCCACCCACCCCGCGCCUCAAACUCCUCAUUCGCCGCUUACCUCCAGGGUUGACACAACCCGAGUUUGAAGGCGCCCUAGGAGAGGAAUGGAAAGCGGGUGCGGGCAAGGUCGACUGGCUUCACUACAAGCCUGGCAAAGUGUCGAAAGACCCCGCGAAGCCCUCUCGUCCCUCCCGAGCCUACAUCCAUGUGGUAUCCAACGAACACAUCGGUCCGCUGUCAGAUCAAGUACGACAGUCCUCUUUCCAGGAUGCGGGCCACACCUCAAACGAUCCCGUCCUUUUGGGACCUCCUACGCUGGAGUUUGCGCCCUACGCCAAAACCCCGGGCAGUCGCGUGCGCAAAGAUGCCCGCCAGGGUACAAUUGACCAAGAUCCCGAGUUCAUUGCUUUCCUUGAGAGCUUGACGCAGCCUAUCACGAAGCCGGCUCCGGUGGACGCGAUCGAAGCUGACGAGAAAAAGGCAGCGGUGAUAACGCCGCUGGUACAAUUCAUCAAGGACAAGAAGGCGAGCAAGGCGAAGGAGAGUGGGUCUUCCAAAUCCUCCAAGCGGUCGGAGAAGGAAUCGAAGCAGGAGAAGGUGCAGGCCAAAAAGCUUCUACAGCGAUCGGACAAAAAGCUGGCCCCCGGUCCAUCCUCAGACGAGAAAUCCAAGGGGGACAAGGCGGCCAAAGAGUCUGUGAAGGCAACCAAACAAGCUGCGAGCGGUACAUCUACGAAGGGUGGCAAAGCGAGCAGCUCCAGUACGACCAAGGAGAACACAUCUGCCACGGCCUCUGAGCGAAAGAGGGAACGGGGCAACGUCACCGCAGCAGCGAAGAUCCUACAGCGGGAUCUGGGGCUCUCCCCGUCGGCCUCUUCCAGACGGCGCGGUAAAGGUGGAUCGAACGAGACUGGGUCCCCCAAGAACGAGAGCUCGCGGGAACCUUUCGUUCCCGCAGCCGAGGGCAACAAGAAGGAAUCUAUUUCCAAGCCAGCCAAGAGUGCCGCCAGCUCCACGAAAACCAAGGAUCGCGAUGGCGGUGAGUCGCCGUCCUCGCGCACCUCCGGCGCCGCCACCCCUCCGGCCACGAAAUCGUCCAAGGUUGCCAAAACUAAGGCCGCACCGCGUCCCGCGCCCACCGCGACCCAGGCCUUCCUCAAGCACGCCAAUGCAUCUCAAGGAGUGACCGAGGCACUGUUAGAGGCGGCGUUUACUCUGUUCGGCACGGUGACGAAAGUCGAGAUUGACAAGAAGAAAGGAUUCGGGUACGUGGACUUCACGGAGCCCGAGGGACUGCAGAAAGCCAUGGCGGCCAGCCCGGUCUCCAUCGCACAGAGUCAGGUGGUGGUGCUCGAGCGCAAGGCAAAUCCCGGCGGCGAGAAGUCUCGCAAAGCAGGAGGCGGUCGAGGCGACCCGCCGCAGCAGGCCAAGGGAGACAAGACAAAGGCGACUGAAGGAAACAGUGGCGGGAAUAGCGGCAGCGGAGGAGGACCCGCUGGAUCUUCGCGGGGAUCUCGGGGAGGACGCGGAUCGCGGAACAAAGGCUUGAAGGGAGGCGCGGCUGGCAAUGGAACAGCCGCAGGACCGGCGGAGAAGAGCGUGGGCUCUGACGCCAAGUGA
Messenger RNA from Penicillium canariense, 1701 nucleotides. RefSeq names its product putative nonsense-mediated mRNA decay protein Upf3. Gene Ontology annotation, cellular component: cytoplasm; nucleolus. The record is from RefSeq and is a predicted model, not a curated record. The coding region runs from base 1 to 1701 and encodes 566 amino acids. Gene Ontology annotation, biological process: nuclear-transcribed mRNA catabolic process, nonsense-mediated decay; positive regulation of translation. Gene Ontology annotation, molecular function: mRNA binding. NCBI's taxonomy places the organism in Eukaryota, Fungi, Ascomycota, Eurotiomycetes, Eurotiales, Aspergillaceae. The transcript is spliced from 2 exons.